AACUGUAAAAGCAGCACUGCCUCCUCCAAUUCUGAAGAUUAUUGUAUGGCAGUGUAUCAUAUUGCCGGACACCUUUAUUUCAGUGCUUUAAAAGUGACAUCUAGAGGAAAUACAAUCAAGAAAAAUUUGCACUUGCUAUUCCAAAUAUGAAAUUAUGAAUAUAAUAUUAAUAAAAUUAUUUUAUAUUUUUUACCAACCGUUUUCGUUGCAUCGCACUUGCUUGUUCAUUGAAUGAGUGCUUGCCGCAUACCUACCCCUCAACGAAAAACAAUCAUUUUCUUGCGUGACAAAUUACAUCAUGAUGCCGGAUGGGUAAAGCUGAAGAAUCUGGAGAAAAGAAUGAUGUACGUGUGACCCUUCGACCAGCAAGAGAGAUCUGCAUUCCUUAUGAUCAGAUUAAAUUUAAGGAUAAGAGAAUACUGCAAGUUUCAUUUGGUGAUGUCAUCCUAUCUUACCUGUGUCCUCAAGACGUUGAAGGAAUGAUUGAUGAAAAGAGUGAAAUCAAGGAAGCCAUUACAACUCAUUCGGAUCUACUGCCAUGCAUUUAUGAAGGUGGACUGAAAGUCUGGGAAUGUUCCGUAGACUUGGUCCAGUAUUUGCAGGACCUGGACCCAGCAUCUUUCUCUGGUCAAAACAUCUUGGAGCUUGGAUGUGGAGCAGGUCUACCAGGGAUCUACUCUCUACAGAAAGGAGCUACUGUCCAUUUUCAAGACUAUAAUGAAGAGGUCUUGGAACUCUUGACCAUUCCGAACGUCCAGCUGAAUACCAAACCAGAGGUCUACAAUAAAAGAUGUCAUUUCUUAUCUGGGGAUUGGAGUUUAGUGCAAGAUCUAUUAUUGAAGAGAGCCACCAGGUAUGAUGUUAUUCUGACUUCAGAGACCAUAUACAGCUUAGACUCACAACCCAGGCUUUACAACAUUAUCAGAAGCGUACUCAAACCAAAAGGCAAAGUAUAUCUUGCUGCUAAGACGCAUUACUUUGGUGUAGGAGGUGGAACGAGGCAGUUUGAAGAGUUUGUAAAGGAGAAGGGAGAAUUUGAGAUAGAAUCUGCUAAAGUUAUCAGGCAGGGAGUGCAGAGAGAGAUACUCGAAAUGCGAUUCUUACGGCCGGAGACGAAGGACUUCAAAACUUCAUAGCAGAUCUUUAUUUGUCAGCACCUUGGAAUCGAUAUUGAUAUUCGGUUUCAAUAUGCCAACUCAUCUUGUCUUCAUGCUUGCCCGUGAAAGAGGAGGCAUGUUUAUCUCAGUCAGAAGAUGGGCUUGGUACGUAUUGCAAUCCACUUAGAUUUCCACAUGGUGCACUAGAGCCAUUGGCAAGGUGUUUAUCCUCAUUCCAGGUCCCUCGGAGAGGACCUUAAACCAUUGUUCCUCUGGUGGCUCGCUUACGAGGACUCACAAUUUCUUAGAAGUCGGGUGAUGAAUCACUUCCACCAUACUACCACACAUGUGAAUGUGUAGAUGCGCCCUGCUUUUUAGGAGGACUGACUAGACUCCACAUGAUGGAUUCUCUUUGUCAACGGUCAUGUGACUCUCCUGGGCCGUCACAUCUGAAAGUGAAGCAACAACCUGAGGUUGAUGAUCUAAAUACAUUUCUGGGAUCCAUUUCAUAAAAUUGUUAUAAGAACGAAUUUGCAAUAACAGUUAGAAGCUACUGAAAUCUCUCUGUCUGAUUGGCUGAUGGUAAAUUUGUUAUAGAAAUUUUCUGCAUUUGUUACUAUAGCAAGGCGUUAUGAAACAGCAACCUGGCUUGCACCCAGUAAAUGAAAUGGCAUCUACGAUCUGAAAAUAAGUCGGGAAAAAUCUUGGAACCAGCAGGAUGUAAAACCUGCCAUUUAAUGCUUGCCGGACAAUGACACAACCGCCAUGCCAUCAUCACUGGUUCUUAGGAUGCUCAUGAUGCCGUAUCCAUAAAUACAUCUCCUUGAAUUUUGGAAUGAGGAACUGAGCACAGGCUGUCAACGGGUGUUAUCCUGUCGGAGAUUAUUAACAAAAAAUGUUUGAAGGACAGCCUCAUAUCGAGUUGAAGCAAUGCCAGAUUUGACAAAGAGUCAUGGACUGUGACUGUGCCAAGGAUAGAAAGAAAUGGAGAUCAGAAGUGCGUUUCAAACUCAAAGAAAGAAGCAUAGUGAUGAUAAGACAGGAAUAACAUUUUUUUUCUGGGGAUUUGCUAAAAAAAUUCCUGACAUUUGACCACCAUCCCCAGUAAAUCAGCGGAACAACUGAUGCUGCCGUCAGAGACUGAACUUUUUGGUCAAAGUGAUGAGCUGCGGGCAGCCAGAAAACUGUCAAAAAUGAACACAAACGACUUGACAGAUUACUUCAUCUGCCCCAUCUGCUUGAAAUAAAAUGUAUAUUGAGGAUUGGUCUCUUCAGGCUUUCCAAGAAAAAUUAGCAAGCACACAUCAUACUCGGAGGGAUAGCUAAGAGAUGACAAGCAAGCAAAGCUGUGAGUGAGGCGAUGGAUUUAGACCGUGAGCUAUUACUUUGGUACAGGUAGGGGAGUGGAGCCCACCAAUCUUUUAAUAAAAUUAUUUUGUUACAUUUUUGUUUAUUACCUUUCCUCAUUUGAUUUGGAUUGAGUUCUUUGAAUGUAAUGUAUGAGUCACUUGUCUUCAUUCAAUUUCAUUAUUUUUGCUACACUUCUCUUAUACCUUUUUUAUUGGAUAUACAUAUAAACGGUAACUUGUAUGAGUCAACGUUCCAAAGUUAAAUAUUCACCAAAGUCGAAGUAAUACUAGAUUAAGCAAACCGUGUGUAACAUGGAUCAUAUGUAUCCUAAUUCAAGCACAUUUCUGUUGUCCCAAGACUGAUUGAUAAUAUUUGUCAUGAUUGUGUCAGUUGCAGUUGAAAUUGUUACUGUACAAAAAGAAUCACAACAAUGGAAAAGAGGACAAAGUAAACAAAAUAAUAAAUUAUCUUACAUAUCUUGAAGAGUCAUUUCUGUUAUAUUCCACAGAUACUGCAUAUCAUUAUCGAAAUGGGACUGUGGAAACUCCUUAAAUUAAAGUCCACAAUGUUUGCGAUGACAAAAGUGAUGUUGAAAAUUAGUAGAUGAUUACAAUCUAGAGCUGUAGUGAGUUAAAAUGUCUGUGAAUGGGUUGAAAAAUGUUCUCAAGAACAAGUUGAUGGUCUUGGUGAAAACUGAGAAU
Molecule: messenger RNA, 3148 nt
Organism: Lytechinus pictus (painted urchin)
Lineage: Eukaryota; Metazoa; Echinodermata; Echinoidea; Temnopleuroida; Toxopneustidae
Product: histidine protein methyltransferase 1 homolog
Exons: 8
Coding region: 309-1136 (275 amino acids)
Biological process (GO): peptidyl-histidine methylation, to form tele-methylhistidine
Molecular function (GO): protein-L-histidine N-tele-methyltransferase activity
Source: RefSeq, a predicted model, not a curated record